Messenger RNA from Aethina tumida (small hive beetle), 908 nucleotides. RefSeq lists its product as uncharacterized. The coding region runs from base 1 to 747 and encodes 248 amino acids. The transcript has 2 exons. NCBI's taxonomy places the organism in Eukaryota, Metazoa, Arthropoda, Insecta, Coleoptera, Nitidulidae. The record is from RefSeq and is a predicted model, not a curated record.
AUGAGGUUUACGUGUGCAUUAGUGAUUGUGUUCGCUAUUGCGGCCGCCGCGGCCGACGAGGACGACAGCAGCGGCGUCAGGAUUGCCCUGAAGAUCUACGACGACUGCAGCAAGUCGGAGGGCUUCUCGCCCUGCCUCAAGAAGAAGGCCGUGACGGCGCUGGAUCGUCUGGCGCGUGCCGACAAGCUGAACGUAGCAGACGGUGUCACGAUCGUUAAGUCGCAGGAUGUAACGUCGCAGGACACGGUGCUUACGGAGGAACAGCUGGAGGCGUCCCUUCCGAGAGCGUUGGACGCCAAGGAGGACGCCCUCAACGAUCUGAUCAUCGACAAGGUCACCAAGUUCGUCAGCUCCAGAUCCAUUGAGGUCACCCUGCCCAAAAUCAGUCCGGAGGAGCUUUUGGAAGAAGGUCGUGGUAAGAAGAUGAAGGGCAUGAUGGGGGGCAUGAUGAUGGGAGUGGCGGCCAAAAUGGCCGCCAUGGUACCCAUCGCCAUAGCGGGACUCUUCCUGUUGGCGGGCAAGGCCCUAAUCACGGCCAAAAUAGCCCUGCUGCUCUCGGGAAUCAUCGCCCUCAAGAAGCUGUUCUCGCAGAAGGGCGGCGGAGGCGGCGGCGGCGGCGGCCACAGCGGCGGUUGGCAGUCGGGAGGCGGCGGAGGCGGGUGGCAGUCGAGCGGCGGCGGCGGCGGUUGGGACAAGCGUUCCCUGAACGCUCAAAACCUCGUCUACAAGGCCUACCUGCCCAAAUAGAGGGUGGCGACGUUUUAGUCGCCCCCCCCCCCCCCACCUUGUACAAAUCCUUCACCCCGGUGUGACCUCCGUGACUGCUAUUUAUUGUAUUUAAUUAUUUAUUUGUACCAAAACAGUAUUCUGUAACUUUUCCACUGCGAAUAAACUAAAAUAAAACAAAA